This is a messenger RNA of Monodelphis domestica (gray short-tailed opossum), 3237 nucleotides long. RefSeq names its product bcl-2-like protein 15. The record is from RefSeq and is a predicted model, not a curated record. Gene Ontology annotation, cellular component: cytosol; nucleus. Gene Ontology annotation, biological process: regulation of apoptotic process. Lineage: Eukaryota; Metazoa; Chordata; Mammalia; Didelphimorphia; Didelphidae.
CAUUCUGAUGGGCAGGGCUCCACGACAACCCAACCAACUGUAAGUGGGAAUUACCUAGCAAAAUUACUUGCCUGCUGGCUAAUUAGUCUCACUUCCUGCUGAAGUCAAUGCAGGCCACAAGUUUAGGGGAAAGAGUACACUCUGAAAACUGAUCUGAAAUGAAGCCUCCCAAGACGUUUGAGGAGCAAACUGAGUGCAUUGUGGAAUCCCUGCUCGAAGAAUUCUUGGGUUUACCAGUGAAAGCACAAAAUCGACACCUCCAAGAGCGAUGCUUCCAAUUCCAAGGCCCCCAAAAUGACGUCACAGAUUCUGGUGAGCCAAGCUCUUUUGAUGUGACAAUCAUUGCUGCCCGCCUUCAAAUGCUAGGUGACCAGAUCAAUGCAGAAAUGGAAGAAUCUGUCGAAAAAGUCAUGAAAGAAGUUGCUACCGGACAGGUAGUUACUGUACUACAGAACACAUUGAAAUCACUCAGCCAGACAUGGUGUGCCCAAGAUCCUAAUCUAGCCUAUGAGAGGGCCUUUCUGGCUAUGACUGUGAAGCUGCUGAAAGCUGUCUCUAGGAAAAAUCCUCAAACAGCCAGACAGUUAGCUGGACCAGUGAGGGAUGCGAUCAAUGAGAACACAGCUGUACGAGAGUAUAUAAUGGACCAGGGUGGUUGGGAGAAUCUGGAGAGCUGAAAGGAACCAGUUCCCCAUUGACAAUUGACUGGCUGCUUGAGCAUUCUCCACUUACAAAAAGAAAGAAAGAAAAAGUUCAUUUGUUCAACACCUGAAUUUUAGCUAACCUUAAUUACUCCUCUAUAGAUUCCUGUAGGUGUGGUGCAAAUUCUUAUCUUUGCUUCUAUUUACAAAUAGCCAAAAACUAACUUUCAAGAUUGAAAGGAAGGAAAUCUUAAUAGAAGAAUUUCAGGUACUGUGCCCCAGUUUGUAGGAGAGACUUCUGGGUAAGGAGAUUCUCAUAUCACAGUCUGUUGGUAGAUGACUAUUUAUAAAAUCAGCCUUGCCCCUUGGUAAGUCUUCUCAUUGUUGUACUGAGUACACAUUGUCAAAUUAGAAAAACGGUACUCAGUAAAGAGAGAUACAAAAUAAUCUAUCACAGAACCCAGCACUAAAAACUACACAGUGAAAACCCUGGGGCUCUGGGGACAGUAUCUCUGGGAGUAACCAACAUGCUAGAAGAUUCUCCAAAGAAACAAUAGAACCCAGGAAUCUUGUCUAACUUUUGGGGAACUCAGGGGAUCAAACAUACACUGACAGGUUGUAAGCAGGCUUGGGAAAGAGGCUGUAGCCAGAAGGGAAGGUAUCCAGGAGUGUCUGAAUACAAUGGAUACUAAAAGGAUGGUUCCUGCACAGUGUUGCUCUUCUUGGGAAGGAUCUCUGAUUUGAUGGGGGAAACUUCUAGAACUAAAAGGGUACUUAACAUUUGACUGUCUGCUAGCCCCACCUAAGGGGGCAUCAUCAAGUACUUUAAGGUUGUUGAAGCUAAAAUUAAACUCUGAUCCUUAAUUUCCAUAGAGUUUAUUAAUAUUUACUUGAAUAAGAGAAGGCAGACAGAGAGAAGAAAACCUAUUCUAAUCUAGAGACUUGGGCACUAUUCACAUGGUUCUCUCUGCUACUGUCCUUUUUUUUUUUAAUACUCCCAGAAUAGAGAGCAUAGAGCACUAAAGGAGGUCAGACCCCAAUUCCUGAACCUGGGAGGGGGGAUCCCUUCAUGCAAGGUCUAUUGUUCAGUCUGAAGUGGGUGAGUCUGGGACUUCCUUCGGGAUGAGUUCUCCAGGGAUAGGGGCAAAAUUGGGGUCUUCAAAUUUCAAGUUGACAAUAUACAAAAGAAUCUCUGGGAAAACUGUAGAAUAGCACUUCCUCUAUUUUUAAAAAUUAAGUUUGGGUUGUGACUUCACUGACAUGGGGAAUUCAAAUUUGACUCUGCCCUCCAUGUACUCUAUGUUCCAAUGGCACUGAUGUUUUGUUGUUGUUGUUGUUUUUAUUUUUGUUUUUUCCUUGAAUAAAAUACUGUAUCUUGGGGGCAGCUGGGUGGAUUGAGAGUCAGCCCCAGAGAUGAGAGGUCCAGGAUUCCAGUCUGGCCUCAGACACUUCCUAGCUGUGUGAUCCUGGGCAAGUCAUUUGACCCCCAUUGCUUAGCCUUUACCACUCUUUUGCCUUGGAACCUAUACCUAAUAUUGAUUCUAAGACAGAAGAUAAGGGUUUUUUAAAAAUACUACAUCUCCUGGCUUCAUGCAUUUUCUUAUUUUAAAUGACAUUUUCUUUUUUUAAUUAAUCAGCAUCUGCCCUCACUUUUUCUCUUCUAUCUCCUUCCUCCCUCUUUAUUAAAAAAAAAAGGCAAUAAAUACAUAGUCAAGCAAAACAUAUUUCCACACUGGCCAUGCCUAAAAAUGAAUAUCUCACUCCACGUAUCCUGCCCAUUAUCUUUCUGUUAGGAGGUCAGUAGCAUUUGAAAUCACUGGUCCUCUGGAACAAGGUUUCAUAUUUGUCAAAAUUCUUCAAUAUUUCAAAAUUGCUCACUUUUGUAAAAUUGUUUUUAUAGUAAAAAUUUUCUCCUGAUUCUUUUCAUUUCACUUUGUGUAAGUUGAAAGUGUAACAUCUGCUCCCCUUACAUGCUUGUUUAGACUUCUACUUGUAUCCCCCCUCCCAAUUAUAGGAGAAAAUGAGUUUUCCCUCAUUCCUUCUCUUUUCUUGCCUAGUACAUCCUCCCCCAAACCUACUUAAUUUCCUUUAAAAGAAUCAAAACUACAAAAAUCACUGUCAGGAUCUUCAUGGUAUUUGACUCCCUCUGUGACCCCCUGAGGACAAUACUGUUGUUAGGAGAUAUUUGUAUCAUCUGCUUCUUUAUUUUUAUUAUUUUUUAAACCCUUCCCUUCUGUUUUAGAAUGAAUACUGUGUAUUGGUUCCAAGGCAGAAGAGUGGUAUGGGAUAGGCAAUGGGAGUUAAGUGACUUGCCCAGGGUCACAAAGCUGGGAAGUGUCUGAGGCCAGGUUUGAACCUAGGACCUCCCAUCUCUAGGAGCCUGGCUCUCAAUCCACUGAGCUACCCAGCUGCCCUCCAUCCUGCUUCUUUAGAAUGCCAACAUUUUAUCCUUAUUAAGACUUCCAAUUGCUCAAUUGUAUUGCAUUUUCAUGUUUCUCUUUACUUCAGAAUUUGUAUUUCAAAGUUUCUACUAAGCUUUGAUAUUUUCAUCAAGAAUGCUUGGCAGCUCCCCAUUUGAUUAAAGGUCUUUAUUUUA